AUGGAAGACAAGAAAGCGAAAACGCCUUCAGUAUAUCGGAUUGCUGGAGAACGGCGCAGCGUUCCCCCGAGCGAUCUCCCUGGGAUUGGUAACCCAGGGGUGUUAACUGCGUCGCUAACAGGCAAUGAGCCUGAGGACGCAUGGGUGGAAGGCGUUCCCAGGGAUAAAAAAUCCACCCAAGAAGGUGAAGAAGAGAAUGUCGGUACACAGGCGUCGGUCCCGCGUAUGGCACCGCUUCUGUCAAGUACCACUGUGGAUAGCAGCGCGGCGGAGAUGGUUAGUUGCGAGGACUCGGUCGGCGAGACAUCCGCCGCUUCGUUUAACGGGUCCCCCUCUGCCGUGAGUGCUGCAGUAGCGGGUGGAGACAUCAGUCACCUGCCUGGUAUGUCCGAGGCUGCGGAGCCUCUAGACCGGGAAACUGGCGUACCGAACAAGAGGAAGAGAGACUUUCCUGAGUCUCCGGAGAGUGUACAAGCAGACUCCGAUUCGGAACCGCGAGUUGGUGCAACGCGGCGAUCCCUGAGGUUGAGGGCUUCGCUGCCGGAGGAUUCGUUGGUGGAUCCGUCUCUGCGGCGUAAGGCACGUAAGCCCAGGAAGAAGAGGCUGAAGAAGGUUGGGGCUGGCCAACUCUCUUCUGAGCCGCCUUGUCCCGAGGUUCCCGAGGUCCUACCGCGUAAAGCGAGAAGGGAUUAUUCCGCGUUAUCGUCGGCGGAGAUUGCGGGCAAGGCAAGGGGCUGGCUGGACGAGGUAGAUGAGUUGCGCGCCAAGAGCAGUCACCUUAAGGGCAAAAUCUCCGGAAUUAUGAAGAACAGAUUCAUUCGUCUGAAGGAGGUUGUUACUGUCUUCUCGGAAAGAGCGGAGGACAGUGGAGAUGUCCCAUUCUUGAGGCAGCGCAACAUCGAGCUGACUGGACAACUACGCGUUGCCAAGAGGCGGGAAGACCAACUGAAGGAGGACCUGAAUGGGGCGCGGAAGCGGGUGGCCGAGCUUAGUAUUGAGCUGAAGGCUUUUAAGGACCGCUUAGGCUCCAAGUCGACGUCCGAGGAAGUUGAUCGGCCUUUGACUGCGCGGGGUGUGCAGGAUGGCGGGGACCCACGCAAAAGAGUGAGAGUGUUGAGCCCUGGGGGCCCGUUGGAUGCUGGUCACGUGGCGAUGGGCGGGCGUCGGCGUUCGGGAUCGGAGGCUCGGCUGCAGAAGUGUGAGGACACCAUCGCGGGGCUGCAGCGUGACAUAGACUCGUUGCGUGGGAGAUCUCGAGGGGUGGAGCCCUCGUCUUCCACACGGGCCUUGCCUGGGGUCCUGGAGGACAUCCAGAUUCGUCCUCCGCUGGCGGUUCGCAAGCGUCUUCCCAGUGGCGCUUCGGAGGUUGCGGCCUCCUCGGAUAGCGCUUCGUGGGCGGGGGUCGUGCGUGGAAGAGGGGCCAAGAGACGGGUACGAGGGGCGUGGAGGCCGAGUGGAGGACCGGCUCCUAUUGUUGUUCCGUCUUCCGUUGACGCGUCGCGUCAGGUUGGGCGUCUGGACUCGAGCGUUCGACCUGUCACCAGGGACAAGGCGGGCCCGGCGAUUCGCCCGGGAAAGGACCCGCCACGGCGCAGAGUGCCCAGGGCUGCAGCGGUGGCUUUAAGGUCGGCGAAUCAGGAGGUGGCCCAUUCCGAGCUGCUGAAGCGGGCUAAGCAGUGUGUGUCUCUCGGCGAAGUUGAAAUCGCCAAGCCGCGAAUAAGGAUGGCUGCAAAUGGCGGAUUCCUUAUUGAGAUUGCGGGUUCUGACGGCACGGAAAAGGCGGACACCCUUGCAAGGAAGUUGAAAGAGACCCUCGGACCUGAAGCGGUGGUUUCACGCCCGAUCGCAAAGGGUGAGCUUAGGAUCAUGGGUCUGGAUAGUUCGGUCUCUGUGGACGAACUGAGGGCCGCGGUGGUGGACGCUUCGGGAUGUGCGGAUGGCGAUAUCAGGGUGGACCCAUUUAGGAGGACCCCUAGUGGUCUUUAUUCCGUAUGGGCGCAAUGCCCCUUAGCGGCCGCAAAUAGCUUGGCUUCCUCGGGCGUUAUUAAAGUGGGUUGGACUAUGGCCAGGGUGACCCUUUUAAGGGCUCGUCCAAUACAAUGUUUCCGUUGUUUGGAAUAUGGUCACGUGCGGAAUAAGUGUCAGUCUCAGACUGACAGAUCCUCACUCUGCUUUAAUUGCGGUAAAGCGGAUCAUCAGGCGAGGAAUUGUGUUUUUCCUCCAUGUUGUGUCGUAUGCGAGAAUAGAGGGAUGAAUCCUAACCACAGGAUGGGCUCAGUGGCAUGCACAGGCGUGCGUGACCGGAAUCGGGGAGUUCAUCAGGUCAACGUUAACCACAGCCGGUAUUCUCAGGACCUAGUUUUCCAGUGGAUGACUGAGAGCGAAGUAGGGGUUUGCUGUAUAGCUGAGCCGUGGGGGGAUCCAGCGAAUCACUCUCAGUGGUUUGCGAGUAAGGAUGCGGUCGCGGCGAUCAGGUGGAACCCGGAUUUUACGGGCCCUGGUUGCUCAGCAUUCUAUCGGGCGGACAACAUCAUCGGUGUUUCUGUUAACGGUCUUUCUUUUAUUUCCGUGUACAUCUCUCCUAAUAUCCCCAUUGGGGAAUAUUUGGAGGUUUUGGAUCGUUUGGCGGAUGCCGUUGGAUCUGCUCCUUGUCCGGUGAUAGUCUGCGGUGACUUUUAUGCCAAGUCGCUCCUCUGGGGUUCCCCCGUUGGUAAUCGUAGGGGGGAGGUCUUAUGUGGUUUGGCCGAUCAGUUGAAUCUGGUCCUGUGCAAUGUCGGUGAUAGACCCACCUGUGUUCGCCCCCAGGGUUCGUCCGUGGUGGAUCUUACCUGGGUUUCGGCGUCGUGGGCCGCUUGCGUUUCUAAUUGGUGCGUUCUGGGCGAUGUCGAGACGUUGUCUGACCAUAGAUUAAUUUCGUUCUCGGUCACUCGUGAGUGCGGGGAUCAGGGAAUAACCCACACUAAUGGAGGGUCGUAUCCGCGAUGGUCACUCGCUGGUCUGGAUGUGGAUCUGUUGACCUCCGCCUUCAGUUUAAUAAGCUCCGGCAUCGAUGCGGAUGCGGCACCUGAUAGCUUAGCCGGUGAUAUCAAGGAUUGGAUAACGGAUUCGUGUGACUUGGCAGCGCGACGCUGCGGUUCACGUCCGCCUAAGCGCUCCGCUUAUUGGUGGAACGAGGAGGUCAUUAGGCGGCCAUUAGGAGAACAUGCAUCGCGGCUCGUAGGAGGUGGACUAGAGCCAGGGCGGUGA
Molecule: messenger RNA, 3246 nt
Organism: Vollenhovia emeryi
Lineage: Eukaryota; Metazoa; Arthropoda; Insecta; Hymenoptera; Formicidae
Exons: 2
Coding region: 1-3246 (1081 amino acids)
Molecular function (GO): catalytic activity; zinc ion binding; nucleic acid binding
Source: RefSeq, a predicted model, not a curated record